AAAUCCUUUCAUCAAGUGUAAUGAAGUUUUUAUGAAGCAGCUGUGAUAAACUAUUAGGUGGAAUGAGGCAACACUUGGCCCUGACAUCUAUAAGGUCGUCAAAGCGGCUGUGUCACUACAGGAACAUUGGAUGUAGAACCUUGACAACCUCCCGCCCCUUGUAUGCUGAUAAGACAGAGAUAGUCAGUGGUACCCCAGAAGGAGUUAUCACCCCUGAAGGAACUGUCAGUCUCAAGGACCUUGCAGAUGUGGGCAUCGACCAAGUUGCGCUGGAAGCUGGUUCAAACAGUGGACUGGCAUUUAUUGGAAAUAAUGUUUUGGGAGCGUUUGAUUAUAUAAAAGGGUGGUUACCAAGUUUGGGAAAAGGUGAAGUGGUCUGGAACGAUGUAGUGAUCCCUAAAUUAACUCAUCUCUACAUCCCAUCCAUAUAUGAAACUGUUCAGUAUUAUAGUGGAGCACAAUGGUUUCUGGUGAUUGGUCUCGGAACGUUGACCCUUAGGGCUUGUCUUCUUCCUUUGACUAGACGUACGCUGAGGAUAGCGCCGCUGUUAAGGGACCGCAUACCAACAUACCAGUCGUACGGUGACAUGGCUAAAGUCCUGAAAAAGAAUAAUCAACAAGAGACAGCUAAAAAGGUUCUGAAAUGGCAGCAAGAAAUAGCAAAAAACAUGAAUGGCGGUUCCACGAUGGUAGCAUUUGUUGCUAACGGGCUAAUCAUGAUGAGCAUCAACAGAGGUCUACGUCAUUUAGGUCAUUUAACGCCACUCUUGGAUGGAGGAUUUGGUCCUUUCCUAGACAUGACAGUUAACAGUAAUGCAAGUGUAGGCUUCUACUGUCUCCCCAUCUGCAUCGUCACCGCUUUAGGAACUAUCAUGCAUGUGAAUUUCAGACAUGAGAAAUGGUAUAAUCCUAGAUUGUACUUGGUAAUAACACCACUUGGAGGUAUCUUUGCUUAUUUCAUAGGGAAGUCGUCUGUGGUAAUGUGUCUACACUAUGCCAUAUCAUGUUGGUGUACAGCCAUUUUAAAUAUUAUACAACGUACAAACCACGAUCUCCUAAAGCUUCCACCACCCUACAAACCUUCUCCUCCCCCCGAGAAUAUAAGACUGAGUAAGGAACUCCCCCGUCUUGAACCACUCGUUCCUAUCACAAUGGAUGACAUCACAGACAAUAAAAAGUCAGACUUUGCUGCCGAAGAUUUAUCUGGAAUAUCGCCCAAAAGGUUUCAACGGCAUGAUGAAAAAUCGGAACUAGAAUUUUUGGAAGAACUCACUGGUAAAAAGUCUGAGGAAACUCCAAAAAGAUCAAUUGGUUAUGAAACUCCUUAUUCUCCGAUAUUCAAGUUGGGACAACACGAUGAGGAGCCCGUUGUCGCUCAAGAUAAUCUUUCCGCGGGAGAAAAUAUUCCUCCUCCCCCUGCGCCGCCUGGAAUCAUGCAGAAAGCCGUCGGUUCAGCACCAAGUUUUAAGUUCAGAAAGAGGCUCCGAGCCUGGUAUUUUAGGCAGAAGCUCAUGAGACAUGGAAAGAAAGGAAACAUGAAAUUAUUCCUCGAGGAUGCACCCCCAGAAAUGAACUUCAUCCAGGAUUCUGUUCAGUUGACAACCAAGGUUACUCCAGGACUGAAGAAGUAUGUGUUAAGGAGACAAUAUCCAAUGAAUACAUUAGAAGAGAUGGAACGCAAAGUUUCUUAUAUUGAACGUGUGCAAAAUCAGCGCUGGUGAACAUUUCAAAGUCUCAUAGGCUGUUUUAGGAGCGUCAUUUUCCUCUCCUGUUGAUUUUUAGAUCAAUUUAAAAUUAUUAUCCAGUGCGGUUCAACGCACAAACGGUCUACUGUAAAUUCUUUGCGCGGCGGCGAAGUUUUAUUUCCAGUGUACGCACUAUCCUUACCACUAUAAAAAGUCACGUUUCCCCGGCCCCUUUCUUCCGACCUAAUAAUUUUGUAGCCGUUAAAUUAACUGAGCUGGCCAGCGCUCUGCUCAGCUACAUGAUUUUAUAGUUGAUCAUCAUUCAUGUGAGCAAAAUUAAGGAACCUACAAAGCAUGUUUUCGUGCUACUUGAACCUGGUCAUACGAAAAAGAUAAUUUAUGAAGGAGCAAAAAUUGUACAAUCAAUGAAGUUCUCUCUUCGUGAUUGUAUUCGUUCUCUUCUUGCAUUGGUCAUUCUAGCUUUCAACUCUAAUCACAAUCUCCUGCUUAUUGCUUGAUAUUUUAAGGCGGUAUCGUGUUGCUAUUAGGGUGUCCACUGUCUACUCGAAUAGCGGAUUACGAAUUACUAAACACUCAAUAACGCCUCUCUCCAUGUGACCCUGGCCUUAUGUUGUGGCAGUAUUUCAUAUAAGGAAUUCAAACGUUUAGUUUCAUUAUUUAUAUUGGUUUGAAUUUAACUAAAUCUACCGGAAUUGUACUGUCUUGUGUUAUAAUUUAUUAUGAAAUUUUGUUAUUUUUCA
Bolinopsis microptera is the source of this 2446-nucleotide messenger RNA. RefSeq lists its product as uncharacterized. The coding region runs from base 63 to 1721 and encodes 552 amino acids. The transcript is spliced from 12 exons. NCBI's taxonomy places the organism in Eukaryota, Metazoa, Ctenophora, Tentaculata, Lobata, Bolinopsidae. The record is from RefSeq and is a predicted model, not a curated record.